Molecule: messenger RNA, 5265 nt
Organism: Gigantopelta aegis
Lineage: Eukaryota; Metazoa; Mollusca; Gastropoda; Neomphalida; Peltospiridae
Exons: 6
Coding region: 980-3631 (883 amino acids)
Source: RefSeq, a predicted model, not a curated record
ACCACUUCCCGUGUAUAAUUUAUUUUGAACAAAGCCUGGCAUACAAUAUGCAAUUAUCGUACCGUCACACGUUUUCGAUCGACACGCGUUUUUGAUCGCUCAUUUGUAAUUGCAAUAGUGCGAGAAUGCGCGAGCAUUGACGUCACCACAAGAACGAAAACUAACACGGGAGUCACUUUUUGUUCCGAGAGAAAAAUGCUGCGUGUCAAGUUUCCAAUGGCCUUAAUAUAAUACGGAAGUCGGUUGGUGGCAGUUAGCACACACAUAACAUUGUCCAUCUUCAAGUCUUCAAUGCCACUGACAUUGAACAACACCAAAAGAAGAUCAAGGAAAGACUUGAGGAAAAAAGAAAAGCACAAAACAUUGGUUUAUGAUUGCAUCUGGAAUUUUUGAUGAUAAAGUUUCUGAAUGGGAAGGAAGCUUGCAACUGUUCAGGAAUGAAGGCACCUCAGUAAAAGAACCAACACUUCAAAGUCUGCUGGAUCUAACAAGUGAUAGUUUAACAUGGGAUAAGCAGUGCACAGUCCUUUCAGCUCUACCAAAUUUUCAUCACUGGAUUGAAACUCAUGUGGGUUACAGUCGCAUGCUUUCACUGGGUGUACAAAAAUACAAGCCAGCAUCUGCAAGAAAUCUUAUUCUCUAUUACUACCGAGAAGUGAAAUCAGAAGCCAUGCUUGCAGUCAUGAGGAAAUUGUACUUUCCAGAUACACCUGUAGAGGUAUCAUCAACUGCAUGCCAGGAUUCUGGUACUUCAGAUAUUGGCCACACUCCAGCAAAGAGAAGGAGGCUCAACACAACCAGUGCCAGAAGAUCACUGACAGCUGAUGAUAUUUUGAGAAACCUGAGUGUCAUUGACCCAAAGUAUAACACAACAAACCGGAUAUCCAACAUAUGAGCCUAUGAAACUUUUGAAACGGCAUUGAUAGAAGUUGGUGUUUUGGCUUGGAGAAUUCAUCAGGCUGAUUUAGAUGUCUUAGUCAUGAAUGACGUCAGCAUGACUAAUGGCCAAUUUUCCAGUCAAAAGUUUGCUCACAUGUCCAGGAGUAAGCAUGGCGACUUAUUUGAAUAUCAGUGCACAUGUGAUUUAUAUGGAACACUGCUACAAAUUGCAGCAGUUGAUAUUCCAUAUGAGGAUGUCGAGAAUGCCUAUCACUUGGAUAUCCGCUGCUGCCAUAUCAGGUUCUUUCUGGAGAAUAUUGAAGAUGUAUCAAGUACUUUAUUUGAUGAUAACUUUUCAUUUCAUGAACCAACCAAACUUCAGGCCAAGUUACUUGAAGCAGUUAGAAGUGAAAACUUAAAAGAUGCUGUCUGCAUAUCUUUGUUGGAUAACAAUAGGAAAUUCUCUGUCAUCUCUGAUGAUCACACAUCUUGCAGCUUUGUCCACUAUACUGAUGGGAAAUUUGUUUGUCAAUCUGGAGCUUGUGAUGCUGGAUACGGAAGUGCCAGACGACAAGAUCGAUAUCUUCAUAAAGAUGAUAACUUGUGUUGCCAUCUCAAAAUACUCAGAGAAAACUCUCAUCUUUGGCUGUCAUCUGAGGCUGAAGAGGUCAACAUGUUUGAAGAUGAAGAGGAUGACAAUGACUUGGAGAAUGAGGAAAUUGCACCAGAAGUGCCUGCUUCAGAUCCAUAUAUAGAGGACCUGAUACCAAAUCCAGUGGCAUGUGACCAGACAUCUGCUGAACAUAAGAAACAUUUCUUUGAUGAGGAAUCUGGUUUGUGGCAGUUUGAGUCUCUGAGCAACCACCAACCACUGGAAGAAGGUGAUCCUGUACUACAAGCAGCCAUGAGACAUCGACUUUCUUUGCUUGAUGGCUUGAAUGGUGCGCAGAGAGAUUUUGAGGGCAAUCUGUGGAGAGACCGAUCGGGGCCAUUUUCCUUGUAUCCUCCUGCUAUCUAUGGACCAUGUCUUUGUGGGGCUGGUUAUUACAAUGCAUAUACAAUGCCUGUGGGUAUUCUGUCUGAUGUCAAAUACCAGACCAUUGUUUAUACAACAAAUGGUCCUUGUCGGUUCGAGGUAAAAUUUCGUGAAUGUUUGCAGAGAAACCAUGAUUGCCUCAUGCCAUAUGAUGGAUCAAGUCACUGCCUGCACUUCCUCAGUAGGAACACAGCUGCUGGGGAUGAAAUUGGUUGGGAUUUUGUGGAUAGAGUGUUAAACACUAACAUAACUUUUUCAGCCUAUUGUACACUGAUGACUAAUCAGUAUCAGCGCCUGUAUUCUUUAUCUGCUAAAUUUAUGUCUCCACAAACGUUUAUUGCUUGGUGCUUCUCAUGGGCUUCUAAUUUCAAAGUAGAUUUCAGGGUGGUCUGUGAUAUCUGCAAAUAUGAACCUAAAUACCUUGCUUGUGAUGGAACAAAAAUAGGAAUUAAUUUCCGACAUGCUUCAGUUACCCCUAUUGAGAUUCCUUCCACAGAUGUUAAGGUUGAUCCCUGUCAUAGGAGAAAUGAGAGAGCUUUUAUUCAUUAUAAGCAAGGAGAUUUAGACAUUGCUGCAAACAUUAAAUGCAGGGAACAUUUGCUUUAUUUGUCCAAAUAUCACAGGGGUUUACUAAAGGAUGAUCAGAAGCUGCCAUGGAAUGACCAAACGGAUAGAACAAACCUACUUGUUGAGACUGUGGAUAGGGAUUGCAGGGAGAUUGUAAAGCGAUUUUCUCUAGGAGAAUAUUCAAACUUGCUUCAGUUCAAAUUGGCCAUUGUCUUUGCAGUCUUAUCCAGCAAUUCCUCUCUCACCAGCCUCAUUCCUUAUCGUUAUCUCACUCUGACAGCAUUUAUUAUAACAUCUCUGAGAAAUGCUGUCGAUUCAGAUUGUGAUUUUGUUAAUGAUCUUGGACAAUUUUCUCCAGAACUUCGAGAUAUUGUACAUUUUGCUUUAGAUAAUAGAGAAUCACUUCUCGAAGUUCUGGAUUUUAUUGAAUAUUUGGUUUUAAGAGUAAAAGACAUUCAUGGAAAAAAUAAGGCACCAGAUUUUGCUGUUCCUCAACCUGGAACUUGCAAUCCAGAAAAAUAUGGCAGGGCAUAUUAUUUUAAUCCAACAGGUGAGCAACUCGGGCACCUUCCCAAAUACAGUAUGAAUGAACAUGCUACCUCAAAAAACUAUGAUGAUCAGCCUGCUAGAGAGGAAGAAAAGUGUAACAAACUUUUUCCUCAGGUCUCGAGGAAGGGCACAACAUACUUAUUUUUAUGGUUUGAUCCCAAGCAUUAUGGACAUUGCUAUGGAUAUCACAUGAUUCCAGGAUCUGAAGGCAGGAAAGAUCCUUUUACAUCUGCAUAUUUGUAUUUGGAGAAGGCACCUGAGGAACUUUUCUAUGACUUCAGUUGCCAGCUUGAGGAAUAUUGUUUGAACAGAGAACCUGGUUAUUGGCAAAACACCAGAUUUUGGCAUGAUGUGUUUCAUGGGUUUAGCCACAAGUGUCCAGUUACAUACAAGUCAAGACGCAUUUUGUCACUUAGAAAAAUGAACACAGAAAUAUGUGAACAAUUCAAUUCCUUUAUCCAACGAAUCAAAUAUUCUGCUAGAGCCAUGUCAAUGGGUAAAUUUAACCACUAUUUGCAGUUCAUGAUACACCAAUGGUGCAUUAAGAAAAAAGCAAGUUUCCAAAAGAGAUGCAAUGUUGCUGCAACCUAUUUAUUAUAGUGUUUAAGAUUUCUCAUGCACUGUCAGUUUUGUUCUGUAAAUAACUUCUACAAUGUACUGAGUCAAAUUGCAUUUUGUCACUUGGGAAAAAUGGACAGAAAUAUAUAUGAGCAAUUCAUUUUGUGUAUCCAUUGAAUGAAAUAUUCUGCCAUAACCUUGUUGAUAUGUAAAUUUAACUACUUUUUGUGGCUCGUGAUUCACCAAUGGUUUAUUAACAAAAAAGCAAGUUUCGAAAGCAGGUGCAGUGUUGUUUUAGCAUACUUACCACUGAAAAAUAUUUUUUAUAUACUCUUCUGUUUUGUUCUGUAAAUAACUUUUCUACAGUGUACUGAUAAAAAAAGGACAUUGGUUUUGUUACCUCACUGAGCAAUCAGAUUUUGUCUUAAACAGUCUUCAUUUCUUCAACAUAUUGAAUUUAAGCUGUUGUUGAUAAGUAAAUAAAUUAAAUUUUUACAAUUUGAAUUUGUAAAAAAAAAAUUCCUUUUAAUAUUUAAAAUCCCUGUAAUUCUUUCUCCUAAAAGUGCAGUUGUGUCUGUAUUUUGCAUUACUAAUCAGUGUUACAGUGUUGUUACUGGUGACUGCAGCCUUCAGGUUCUUUAGAUCACUGUACUCUACACUACAUAUGUCAUGACUUUUGUAUUCAGACUGAUAUGUUGUUUGUAUUGGUAAUGUUCUCUAGAUUAAUGUAUGCUACAUUACAUAUGACAUGACUAUGUACCCAGGCUGAUGCCACUUUCUGUAUGGUGAUACCACUUUCUGUAUAAUUAAUGUUGUCUAGAUUACUCAGUGUUACACUACAUAUGACAUGAUUUUCUAAACAGACUGAUAUAUUGUCUGGAUUUUUAAUGUUCUCUAGAGUAAUAUAUGCUUCACUACAUGACAUCAUUUUAUAACCAGAAUGAUACAGUGGUCUGAAUUUUUUAUGUUCUCUAGAUUAAUGUAUUCUACACUAGAUAUGACAUAAUAUUUUAUAUGCAGACUGAUAAAGUCUAGAUUUGUGUGUUCUCUAGAUCAGUGUAUGCUACACUACAUAUGACUUGAUUUUGUGACCAGACUGAUAUCACUUUCUAUAUAUUUAACAUUUUCUAGAUUAUAGUACGCUAUACUACAUGAUAUGUGUUUGUAUCCAGACUGAUACUGCUGUCUGUAUAUUUAGUGUUCUCUCAUUUAAUAUAUGCUUCACUACGCAAGACAUGAGUUUGUGUCCAGAUUUAUACUGCUGUUUAGAUUUUUAAUUUUUUCUAGACUUAUGUGUGCUACACUACAUAUGACAUGAUUUUUUAUCCAGACUGAUAUAUUUUCUGUAUUUUCAAUGUUCUGUAAAUCAAUGUCUGCAUAUUACAUGAUUUUGUAAUGAGACUGACACCACAGUGUCUCGACUGUCAGUGUUAUCUAGAUAAUGUUAUCAAGAUUACUCUAUGCUUCACUAAUAAUGCCACAAUAAUACCCGUUAUAACUGCUAUUACUAUUAAUAACAUACUAUUAGUACUGCUAUAUUUAUUCUGUCUACUAAUGGUAACACAAAUAUUUUACUAUUAUGUUAACACUAGUAAUACAAACAUCAAUGAUACUAACACUACUAAUAUUUUACUAACACUACUAAUAUUUUACUAACACUACUAAUACUAACACUA